AUGUCUGAAUAUCGUAAACACCACCAACGUAACAACUUUCACAAAAUCUUAUCCAGGUUAAGCUUAAGAAGAGAAAGCCAUAUCUUCCCAUUCACUAAAUCUGAAAAAGAAAUAACACCAAACUUCGUCACUGCUACAUUUCCAAAUGGUUGUGAAAUAGACAUCGAAGUGCCUACUGAAAAAUUCAUAAAGAAAUUAGUAAAGAAAUAUAAGAAGGAAGGACAUGUAAAAUCUGGCGCAUUCUAUUUGUUCUUAUUAACUUUACAAGAUAAAAUUGAGCGUGAUCACAAAGAAUUUUAUUCACAAUUUAUGAAAAAACUUGCUUUAAUCGGAUCAAUAACUUGGAGAAAUUGUCCAAUAUAUUAUAUACAAGCUUUUGAGAGAUUGGCUUCCAGAGUAAUAUCCACUUCCUCAGAUAAUACAAAGAUCGACUUUUCCUUCGCUAUAUUUUAUAGGAAAGCUUUAGAUAGAUUACCAUCUAAAAUAAAAAAACCUUAA
This is a messenger RNA of Entrophospora sp. SA101, 498 nucleotides long. The record is from the annotation of a GenBank genome assembly. Lineage: Eukaryota; Fungi; Glomeromycota; Glomeromycetes; Entrophosporales; Entrophosporaceae.